Molecule: messenger RNA, 1491 nt
Organism: Eurypyga helias (sunbittern)
Lineage: Eukaryota; Metazoa; Chordata; Aves; Eurypygiformes; Eurypygidae
Gene: METTL14
Product: methyltransferase like 14
Exons: 10
Cellular component (GO): RNA N6-methyladenosine methyltransferase complex; nucleus
Molecular function (GO): mRNA binding
Source: RefSeq, a predicted model, not a curated record
CUUGCGCAGCUGGGAGCUGAGAGCGCGGACAGCAUCGGCGCCGUCCUCAACAGUAAAGAUGACCAGCGCGAGAUCGCCGAGACGAGAGAGACCUGUAGGGCUGCUUAUGAUACUUCUGCACCAAAUGCAAAACGCAAAUACCCAGAUGAGGGAGAAGCUGAUGAGGAAGAGAUUGAAGAAUACAAGGAUGAAGUAGAGCUGCAGCAAGAUGAAGAGAACCUGCCCUAUGAAGAAGAGAUUUACAAGGAUUCCAGUACCUUUCUUAAGGGUACUCAGAGCUUAAAUCCACACAAUGAUUACUGCCAGCACUUUGUGGAUACAGGACACAGACCCCAGAACUUCAUCAGAGAUGUUGGGUUAGCAGAUAGGUUUGAAGAGUACCCAAAACUUAGAGAGCUCAUCAGAUUGAAGGAUGAGCUGAUAUCUAAAUCUAACACUCCUCCCAUGUACUUACAGGCAGACUUGGAAGCUUUUGAUAUUAGGGAACUGAAGUCCAAAUUUGAUGUGAUUCUCCUGGAACCGCCACUGGAAGAAUACUACCGGGAGACUGGCAUUACGGCCAAUGAAAAAUGCUGGACCUGGGAUGAUAUCAUGAAACUGGAGAUUGAAGAAAUUGCAGCCCCAAGGUCAUUUGUGUUUCUCUGGUGCGGUUCGGGCGAGGGUCUGGACCUUGGCCGAGUGUGUCUACGCAAGUGGGGUUACAGGAGGUGUGAGGACAUUUGUUGGAUUAAAACGAAUAAGAACAAUCCUGGAAAGACCAAGACUCUGGACCCUAAGGCUGUUUUCCAAAGAACCAAGGAGCACUGCCUCAUGGGCAUUAAGGGAACUGUGCGUCGCAGCACGGAUGGUGACUUCAUCCAUGCCAACGUCGACAUUGACCUCAUCAUCACAGAAGAGCCGGAAAUUGGCAACAUAGAAAAACCCGUAGAGAUUUUUCACAUCAUCGAGCAUUUCUGCCUUGGCCGCCGCCGCCUUCAUCUCUUUGGAAGAGACAGUACGAUCCGACCAGGCUGGCUGACUGUAGGACCCACCCUCACAAACAGCAAUUUCAACGCAGAAACGUAUUCUUUGUACUUCACGGCUCCGAAUUCCCACCUGACCGGCUGCACCGAGGAGAUCGAGAGACUUCGGCCCAAGUCCCCGCCACCCAAGUCCAAGUCUGACCGGGGAGGUGGUGCUCCCAGGGGAGGAGGACGAGGAGGGACUUCAGCAGGCCGAGGAGAAAGGGGCAGAGAGAGGAACAGAACUAACUUCCGGGGCGAGAGGGGUGGCUUCAGAGGGGGCCGCGGAGGUACCCACAGGGGGGUCUUCCCCACCCGCUGACGACUUAGGUAAUUGCUCCUUCCCCCGGUCCUGUGCCUCAUUUCUGAAUCUCUUUCUUAGUCUUGUUUUUGCUGAAGGGAAUUGUUUGGGGACUCAAGCUGGAUGACUUUCCAAACGGGUUUUGGAGCGAGCAGUUGUGGAUUGGCGGCCUCUCCGUGACCGGCCUGG